Molecule: messenger RNA, 1197 nt
Organism: Colletotrichum orchidophilum
Lineage: Eukaryota; Fungi; Ascomycota; Sordariomycetes; Glomerellales; Glomerellaceae
Exons: 1
Coding region: 1-1197 (398 amino acids)
Source: RefSeq, a predicted model, not a curated record
AUGGACCCUCGCGAUGUCGCCCCUGAUGAGGUCCUUCUCAACCACAUUUUCCCUGAUCAACCUCAAGUCUCCAUAUCAGUCAUCCUCCAGAAUUGGGACAAAUGUGUUUUCAAAGCCAGUUUCCAGGAUUUCUCCGAACCUUGUUGCCCGUGCAUAGUUCGUGUGGAGGUUAUGAGCGAGGAUGAGAAAGCUGCACAAUUUACCGUCGUCUCAGCCAUGCAGAAGAUUGCUGCGGGUGUCAUUCAAGGUCUCGUUCCGAACACUUUCCAAACUGGCGUCGCCGAGAAUGCCCAAGGCAAACGAUUUCAAUUCUGUGUGAUGGAAUUCAUCGAGGGAGACACACUGGAAGAAGUCUGGGACCUGAUGAGCAGCGAGAGUCAGCGAUCCGUCGUGGCUGCUUUGGUCGGAGCCUUGAGAAAACUGCAUACUAUCCAGAUUUCUGAUGACCGAGUCCAAGCCGUUCUGCGUCAAGCUCUGGACGGCUCGGAGCGAGAUGCCUUCCAGAAAGCAGUCGUGGGCGGGCCAAGCACGGGAUUCCUCGAGGAUGGGCCAACUCUUCUCGGUGCCAUCACGAAGAGGUUGGAACUGAAAAAACCAUUCUACACCAUAACGCCCAUCGCGACUCCUGGCGAUAUAGUUAUUAAGUCGCAUUAUGAAGACCUUGGCUCCGUGACACUCGGAAAGAGCAGCAUCGAGCAGUGGGAGCAUGAGGCCGUGUUUUGCCACAACGACCUCACCCCUCGCAACAUCAUCGUCAGGCCUUACGACUCUCCCGAUGGAAGUUCCAACUACAAGCUUUCUGCCAUCAUUGAUUGGGAGAUUUCCGGGUUCUACCCUGCUUCUUACGAGCUGAGCCUCCAGGAUACAUACCUCAGCGGGGCAAACCGCUUGAUUUCCUUCUACCUACUUCUGAAGAGACAGAUGAAGGAUCUGGUACCUCAUUCCUCGUCACAAAUUUCCCUAUUGCAGACCAUGGAGUUACUUUUCGAAUCCAGACAGAGACGACUGGUCGAAGGCUCCAAUAUCCCGGCAGUUAUACGCCAGAGAUUCGUGCAGAGACUACAGCUGCGUCGGGAUGAGGAUCCUUACAUCGGCUGGGUACCAGAAGAUGAGGGAGCAGCGCAACCCGUCUUUUCCCGUGCUGACGCUCAGAGUCUAGAAGACGAUGUUGUUGCCGAGAUAAUUGGAAGGGGGUAG